This is a messenger RNA of Mytilinidion resinicola, 687 nucleotides long. RefSeq lists its product as uncharacterized. Lineage: Eukaryota; Fungi; Ascomycota; Dothideomycetes; Mytilinidiales; Mytilinidiaceae. The transcript is spliced from 3 exons. Bases 1 to 687 code for a protein of 228 amino acids. The record is from RefSeq and is a predicted model, not a curated record.
AUGGAGUUUGCGGAGAAGGCAAGGCCAGCUCUCAACGACCAGAACACUACCGACGCCGACAAGUCUAUCGUAACCCUCCGCCUCCAUCAUUCCCACGAAGUCUUCACCUACUCCGCGAAUCGUUCUUCUCUGUGCGCCGAGUCUAAGUGGUUUCGCACUACGCUUUCCGAAAGAUUCAACAUAAGUCCACCGAACUCCCCUACCCGACUUCCUGAGUCGCUCGAAUUCUACAACCUCCCCAAACCCGCGUUCGAACAAAUUGUCGCCUUCUUCUCAACUGGAGUUUAUGACCCUCACCCCUACGACAGUGGCAAUGAAGACCCGGUCGCUUUUAUCCUGAAGCUCCACUUUCAACUCUACCACCUAGCGCGAGUUUAUCAAGUUCCCGAGCUCGAGCGCCUGGCCUUCGAAUCCUUCAAACAGGCUGUGGCUGCCCCGACAUCCACUCCAGCUCGUCCCUAUCACACGGCGCUUGCGGCUGCCAUUCGUUGUCACUAUGAAUAUGUUGCGACUCAAGAUACUAUGGGCGAUCUGAUGGUAAAUAUUGGGAUGGAUAGCUCGAACGGGUUCGUUCAAAGCGAAGAGUUCAGAAGGCUCAUAGAUGAGGUUUCGAAGUAUGCGGAGGCGGUUCAGAAGAAUUUGGAGAUGCGGUAUUGUACCUUCUACGGGUACAACUGCCCGAUGUGA